This is a messenger RNA of Pseudoliparis swirei, 1142 nucleotides long. RefSeq names its product surfeit locus protein 1. The transcript is spliced from 9 exons. Gene Ontology annotation, cellular component: mitochondrion; membrane. Bases 70 to 987 code for a protein of 305 amino acids. The record is from RefSeq and is a predicted model, not a curated record. Gene Ontology annotation, biological process: mitochondrial respiratory chain complex IV assembly. Lineage: Eukaryota; Metazoa; Chordata; Actinopteri; Perciformes; Liparidae.
AUAAGUUAUGUAGUUGUUAUGCGGUCGGUUGUCUCGCUCAUUUUCGGUGCUCGUGCGUUUUGACUGAACAUGUCGGCUUUAAAAUUAGUGUUGGCUUAUUCCUCCAAAGUGCUGACGACGCUGAAACAAAAGUCGCACGUCACUUCCAUCCAGAGGACUUUCGUCCUGACCAGACUGCCCCUCUCCAAACGCGCGGAAGGUAAGUUCAUCACCUUUGGGCGACAGUCGAGCUCCACAGCAGCCGGAGCGGAAAAGGCAGAAGACUCUUUCUUCAAAUGGUUCCUGCUGCUCAUCCCCGUCACCACCUUUGGCCUCGGCACGUGGCAGGUGAAACGGCGUCAGUGGAAAAUGCAUCUGAUCGACGAGCUGACGAGACUCACCACAGCAGAACCCAUCCCUCUUCCUCUGGAUCCCAAUGAGCUGAAAAGCCUGGAGUACCGGAGGGUGCGAGUGCGCGGGCGGUUCGACCACUCGCACGAGCUGUACGUUCUGCCGCGCUCGCCGGUCGACCCGGAGAGAGAGGCCAGAGAGGCGGGCAAGCUGGGGUCGAGCGGGGAGACCGGCGCCAACGUCAUCACUCCGUUCCACUGCGCUGACCUCGGCAUCACCAUCCUGGUGAACAGGGGAUACGUCCCGAGGCAGAAGAUAAGACCGGAGACCAGGAUGAAGGGGCAGGUGGAAGGGGAGGUGGAGGUGGUCGGGGUCGUUCGGCUGACGGAGCAACGCAAGCCCUUCGUACCGAACAACGACGUGGAGAGAAACCACUGGCAUUACAGAGACCUGGAGGCCAUGGGCGGCGUCACCGGAGCCCAGCCCAUCUUCAUCGAUGCAGACUAUCGGAGCACAACUCCUGGUGGACCAAUAGGAGGACAGACCAGAGUCACCCUGAGGAACGAACACCUGCAGUACGUCGUAACGUGGUACGGCCUGUGUGCAGCAACCUCCUACAUGUGUUAUGUAAAGUUCAUCAAGAAGAUUAAAUUGUGAUGUUGAAUGAGUGACCCUAGAUUGUAUUUUGUUUUAAAUAUUAGCUAAAAACAGCUGAUGCUCUUGAUUUGUGCAUUUUCUGCUCUGGCCUGCUGUUAAUUCAGUGACACUUACGAGGUGGAUUGUCGUUUGAGAGAAUAAAUGUAUUUAAAUUA